AAUUCUGAAAACGCUUAUGCAAAAGGAGAAUGCUGCUCCGUGCAUCCAAUCUUUUGAAGUCAGAGGAGCUGAUCUCCUACCAUAAUCAGAUAGUGGAUUUGAAGCCGCUGGCCGUAGCCCUUGCCAUUCCUGAAAAGCUGAUGGCUGUGGCAGAAAAGAGCAAACCCGUUUCUUUAUCGCCUGUGAAACAGAGCAAUCUGCAUUUGCCAACCACAACUGCUGUGUGCGUAAGUUGAACAGAUCCAAUAUUGCCCUUCGACCCGAGGCAUACGAGUUGAUCAUACGCCAAUCUUCGUUGCUUCAUUAAUAAACCUCAGCGCUUAUAUUUGCAAAGUCAGAGGUUACGAAAUGGGGCAAACUGGAGAAAGAUGCAGAGCGUUGGAAAGACAUAUAUAUUGGACGGAAUUCGCUCCCAAUAGACACCAAUUUUUCAAGCUAAUGAUGGGCGAUUUCAGAAACCAGCUGCGAAUUCCAAGAAAGUUUGUGAGUCAUUUUAAGGAGGAACUACGGAGUGCUGCAAGACUUAUAGGGCCGAGUAGAAAUGUGUGGAUUGUGAAAAUUGCAAGAACUGAUGAUGAUAUUGUUUUUCAGAUUGGUUGGGAAAAAUUCGUGCAGGACCACAGUUUGGCAGAAAGAGAUUUUCUUGUCUUCCACUACAUUGGAUACUCCUCUUUCAAUGUCUCCAUUUUUGAUGAAACAGGAUGUGAAAGAGAAGGUGCUUUUUUCGUCAAUAAACACAUUUCGUGCACUAGAAAUGAAUGCUUUCUUCAAAAUGACGAGGAGAAAAUUCUGCAAAUUACUGAUGUGGAAGAAACGGAGGGAAAGGUAAAGAAAGAUAAACUAAAAGGUAGAGAUGGUGCGAUCGGAGAGGUGCGAGAAAGAAACCUGAAAAGCAAAACUUCGGUGCUCGUUGGAACCAGCUUUGAGGCCAGCAAUUCAAACAUAGAAACUUUUGGUGAUAGGAAAGAAGACCUCUGGCCGAAAAGAAAAAAGUAACAGCUCAGAAAACCCGAUUUAUUAUUGACUUGACCUCUUCAGGAAAGGAGUUAAAAAUCAGUCCACCAUGAACUCAAGCAAGUUAAAUGAAUGUCGUGGUUUUUGGGGGGCUUAUAUCUGGCAGACUGGCACCCCGUGCUGUCUACAAGAGACACGUUCAUUCUAAUUUUUUUGUUGAGGUGACUUCCAUGAACUUGAUCAUUACCUUCAUGGGAUCUGCGUUUACUGAUGUUGUAGCAGAAUCUAUAAUAUUAUUAAUGGUUCUGAUCGGCGGACUUGCUUUGUUC
Messenger RNA from Neltuma alba, 1283 nucleotides. RefSeq names its product B3 domain-containing protein Os03g0622200-like. NCBI's taxonomy places the organism in Eukaryota, Viridiplantae, Streptophyta, Magnoliopsida, Fabales, Fabaceae. Gene Ontology annotation, molecular function: DNA binding. Bases 349 to 996 code for a protein of 215 amino acids. The record is from RefSeq and is a predicted model, not a curated record. The transcript has 3 exons.